AUGUCUGCGGACGAUCAAGUAUUCUUGGACGUUCUGUCCUCCGUACCAAACGAUAUCAAAAGGUAUAGCAACGAUGUUGCAGAUUACAUUGAAAGACACAUUGAAAAGGUUGCUGCAUCAAUAAGAGUGUCUCUUGCCUCCUCAGAAUGGAUCCCCCCGUCUGCACGUCCGAGACCACCACCGCCGACUCGGACUCCCUCGGUAUCUCUAUCAGUAUUCACUCGAAUUGAACAAUGGGUAUCAAAGAACAAGCUCCUCACAGGAGCUAUUAUUAUAGUACUCGGUGGAGUGACAUAUCAUGUCAUCGGGAAGAAGUCAAAUUACCGCAAGAAGCGCAGAGCUAAGCGGGCUGCGACUGGCGCUCGACAAGAAGUCGUGGUGAUUGCAGGAUCUCCCUCGGAACCGAUAACGAGAUCAGUUUCGUUGGAUUUGGAGCGUAGAGGCUUCAUUGUGUAUAUUGUGUGUAAUACGAUAGAGGAGGAAGUUCUGGUGCAAAAUGAAGCCAGACAAGAUAUCAAACCGUUGAUGGUUGAUAUUGUUGAUCCGUCAAGCACCUCUGCUGCAAUCGAUAGAUUCACAGCCCACUUGCGAGCACCACAUUCUCCUUUCCAAGGUGGUAAAACACACCAUUUGAUAUUCCGAUCACUUAUUCUCAUUCCUUCACCUACUUAUCCGUCUUCCCCAAUCGCCACCUUAUCCGCAUCAGCAUUAUCGGAUCUCCUCAACACUCGUCUAUUAAACCCCAUCCUUACCCUUCAAAACUUUCUUCCUCUCCUCACACAACUACCGUUCCAAGACUCCCCCGACAGCUUUGGUAUCCCCAAGCCCUCUGUUCUCGUCCUAACCCCUAACAUAAUUCCCUCUCUCUCCCCCGCAUUCCAUGCGCCUGAAUCCUCCACUACAUCCUUUCUCAAAACCUUCACCCAAAUUCUCACCUCCGAACUUUCCCCCCUUUCCAUCCCCGUCAUUAACCUCCAACUCGGAACCUUCGAUUUCUCCUUCUUUGGCCCUAAAAACCAACUGCAAUCUUACCGCAACCAUUCCCCUCCCGCAAACUCAGAAUGGGACUCCACCUCCCGAAACGUAUAUUCACGCAAUUACGCCGCGAUCAAUAGCGGAAAUGUAGGAGCAGCAAUGGGAUGUGGAUCAAUAGGGGGAGGUCACGGAAAAGGAAGCAGUCUACGAGAAUUAAACAACGCCGUCUACGACGCCAUGGAAAGAAAAACCGGCGGAGUCAUCAGAGUUGGUAUGGGAAGUAGUGUAUACGGAUUUAUCGGUGCAUGCGUACCUCGGGGAUUGGUAGGAUGGAUGAUGGGGGUUAGAAAGUUUAACGCACAAACCCCAGAGGGGGAUUCUCAUGGGAGUAUACCCAGAAGUUCAAGCACGUCUAGUUUUGAGGGCAGAGCUCUCACGCCGGACAGUAGUGACAUAAGUGGGGCAGCUGGGUUAGCGGGAAGCGAAUACAUUUCGGUUAUGGACAUGGAAGGGAAUCAGGAAUAG
This is a messenger RNA of Sclerotinia borealis F-4128, 1500 nucleotides long. The record is from the annotation of a GenBank genome assembly. Lineage: Eukaryota; Fungi; Ascomycota; Leotiomycetes; Helotiales; Sclerotiniaceae.